GUUGGAAAACACUGGCUUUCGAAGUUCAUAUGGAGACACCUAUUAGUGAAGACUAAGAGGGUAAAGCGAAUUGACGUCAAACGGCUCGACGGAGCAACAACUAAAAAAAUCAGGGCCUUCUUCGAGCGACGAACUCUUCUGACAGUCAAGGAUAUCCUUCCUGACGAUAUUACAAAUAUAGAUGAGAAUAGGAUUAUAGAGGGCUAA
Molecule: messenger RNA, 207 nt
Organism: Parathielavia appendiculata
Lineage: Eukaryota; Fungi; Ascomycota; Sordariomycetes; Sordariales; Chaetomiaceae
Exons: 1
Source: RefSeq, a predicted model, not a curated record